Messenger RNA from Megachile rotundata (alfalfa leafcutting bee), 3294 nucleotides. Its product is annotated as protein FAM114A2. The record is from RefSeq and is a predicted model, not a curated record. NCBI's taxonomy places the organism in Eukaryota, Metazoa, Arthropoda, Insecta, Hymenoptera, Megachilidae.
UCUAAACUUUCAUAUCUACCAAUUCCUGACUCUAAAUUUUGAAGUUUUUGCAUUGCCAAAAAUUCUAAAUAUUUGACUUUCUAAAUUUCUCCCACUUUUGUUUACAGAAGUGUCGUUUCUAACAUGUACAGUGACUUCCCCCACAAUAAUAACAUCAGGAAUGUUUAGAUCUUUUUAUCGUAGGCCCCUACAAGUUAGCGCCCUGAGCUGUUCCUUUGUUCAGAUUGUAUACAUUUUUGUACUUUGCCGGCAUUAAAUAGCGCCUGCUCGUUCGGUUUUCAGUUCACAACAUCUGAGCAUUGCGAACGAACAUAUGAUUUGCUCGUGCUUGAUCAUACCCGUUGAAUUUGCUGUGGUCGCACCCUUACGUAGCGUAAAAAACAAAGAUGUUACAAUUGAAUAAAAUCAAUGCAUACCGCACUUAAAUUCAACGGCCUUGUAUUUAUUUUUCCGCAUGCGCGCUUAAUUUCCUGUUCUAUAAAGUUAAUACGAAUUUUAUGAAGUGUAUGCAUUACUAUCUGCUCGGAGGGACACGUGUACAAUGGAUGCAGUUGUGCAUGCUUACGUAUGGUACAGGUAUGCAAACGUAUGCGUAAGUGAUCUGUAACUACUGUGAUGUUUAUAAUUCAAUUCUUUUAACGUUUACGCCAAGAAUUAAGGUAUGAUUGUAAUGCGGAUUCAUGAUAAUAACAGAUUUUAAAAUUUUGUUCAGUUAUUUUUGAGUGAGAAAUAGUUUAGUGCUACACGAAGAACAUGGCAACAUCAGAGAGUGAUGACUUUGAAAGUGCUGACGAGGAGAUGAACCAUAAUAUGCCGACAAAAAGAAUUAUUCAAACUCAACAUUGGAGUUCACCGACAACGAUAGGUUCUGAUUCCGAUGACGACACGGAAUAUGUACCACGACCGACAUAUACAAACGUAGGCUUUAGUAAAAAAACAGAAAAAUAUUAUGAGAGGACCGAUACCAUGGCAAAUGUAGAAAGACUUGAUAAAGAUAUCAGUAUUAGAGAUAUGCGUAAUAAGGCAAAAAAAGAGAAAUUAAUUAGUAAUACUGAUAAAACGUUAGAACGAGUUGAUGGAAAGGUUACAUCCACUAGUUUGUCAAAAGUAGAAUCUACAGAGACAGCUCCAGGUACUAUGAAUGUGGAAGUUGAAAAUAGAAAGAAAACUACGGAUACAAGUGAAACAGAGUUACCAGUUAAGACAAAUGACAAUGUGGGAAGCUCCAGUGGAACGAUUAUGUCUAAUUUAGAUAGCGAACCAAAGGGUCAUAGACAACAAAAAUUAGGUGCAAAAAAAAUAGGUUCUAAGAUCACGGUGAGUGACAAUAUUAAUGACAUAAGUAAUGAAAUGUCUGCUGAUAAAGAAAAUGUAUCUACGAAAGCACAAGAUGCUACGCUUUCAGAAUUUUUAGUAAAGGACGAGUUAACUGAACUAGAUAUGCCUGAAGAAAUGAAAUCAGAUAAAAAAUUUAAAGAAGUAUUUAAACCGGAAGGUUGGGAAGGACUUGGCAAUGAAAUUGAAUUACCUGAAGAAUUAACCGAAGAAAAGUUACAACCAAUAAUGAAAAAAUUGUCACUCAGUGGACAAGAAACAGAGAAUUCUUCGAAAGGAUGGGGUUGGGGUGGUUGGGAUGUAACUUCUUUAAUUAACACAGCUACUGCUGGAGUUUCUACAUUAACUAGUCAUGUAACACAUGGACUCACACUUUUGGAAGAAUCCAUGGCCAUACCGGAUGAACCUACAUCUCCUACAAGCGAGAAGGAAAAUUCUGCAAAUGAUGAUGUUAAAGAAGAAACUCCUGAAGAACAAUCAAUUUUUGGAUUUGGAAAUCUGAUAUCGGGUAUGUCUUCAAUAACAAAAUUAGUUGAAUCAACUGGCAGCAAAGUUAUGAGUGGUGGGUUAGAUACAUUAGAAGCUAUUGGUAAAAAAACAAUGGAGGUAUUGCAAGAUGGUGACCCAGGAUUGAAAAAGAAAAGAGCCUUCUUUAUGAAUGAAAUAGAUAAACCAAAUUUAUCACAAGUGCUUCGGGAAGCGAAAGAAAAGGCAGAAAGUGUUGAAAAAACAGUAGAAGAAAAACAAAAGCUAAGGAAAGUACAUUUUGAAAGUCUAUUUGAUGAUUACCAAGGUCUUGUUCAUUUAGAAGCACUAGAAAUGUUGUCGAAACAAAGUAAUAUUAAAAUACAACAACACUUGAUGGGCUUGAAUACAAAUGAGUUAAAUUCCAUGGAAGAAACAUUAGAAGAUGUUAAAGAAUUAUGUGAUUUAGGUGAAGAUGAUGAAAAUGAGGACGAAGAACAUGAUAAAGAUUUAAAAUGCAGGUUACAGGAAGCUUGUAAUGACCUUGGAAUUAAUAUUUCAUAUGAGAAAUUACAUGAUGUCUCUGAAGCCUCUCAGGCAUAUACCACACCUCCUGUAACAUAUACUGCUGAAGAAAUACACGAACAUGCUAUUUCUGUUCUGGCACAAUUUACUGCCUUUUCUGUGGAAAGGUUUCACAAAUCUGCAGAAUUGCUAUUAAUCAAAGAACACAGAAGCACUGUCAACGAAGCUGAUGCAUUAGUUCGUUUAACACAUAUUCUGUCUAAACAAAUUGGAGUACUAGCUAAUACUUACUGUAGCUCUUUAAAUGUCAUUGCUGAAACUUCAGAUAAAGCGGAUGAUAUUAACUCUAAUAUAACGACAAUAUUUAUGGAGGCUUCAAAUGCGAGCUCUUAUAUCCAAGAUGCUUUUAAACUAUUGGUCCCCAUUAUACAAGUGGGUGCUAUAUAACGAUUAACAGAAAUAUUUUUUUAAUACUUUUAAUACAUAACUGUAUACAUACGCACGUAUGUGUAUACGCAAUUAUAAUAUAUGUAUAUGUAAUAUUAAACACAAACAAACGAAUAGUUUAUUAAAAACGAAUUGUCCCAAUUAAUUGGAUAUUUUUUCCUGCUGUAUGAUUUGCUACAGGGACCAAGAUAAGUUUAAAUAAUUGUAUUCAAAAAUAUGUAAAAAUUUAUACACAUUUUAAGUUCAUUCAUAGUUAUAUAUAUAGAUUUAUAAUGUAAAAGUAUUCAUAUAAAAAAUAUAAAUAACUGUCCGAACUAUAGAUUAACUAACGUUUUGUACUUGAAUCAUACGUUAUUGCAUAAUAACAUUAAUUCAUUAUAAAAAUAUAUUCAACACGAAGGAUUUACUCGAACAUGAAUGUGUGAAGCUUUGAAAGUACAUAGUAGAUAAAGUACACAGUACAUUCAGCUUAAAAAAAAUAAUUUGUAAAAACAUAUAAAUAUUAUAUCUUUUUAAACUGUA